Messenger RNA from Misgurnus anguillicaudatus (oriental weatherfish), 3594 nucleotides. RefSeq names its product follicle stimulating hormone receptor (gene fshr). The record is from RefSeq and is a predicted model, not a curated record. Gene Ontology annotation, biological process: hormone-mediated signaling pathway; activation of adenylate cyclase activity; follicle-stimulating hormone signaling pathway. Gene Ontology annotation, molecular function: protein binding; G protein-coupled peptide receptor activity; follicle-stimulating hormone receptor activity. Gene Ontology annotation, cellular component: plasma membrane. NCBI's taxonomy places the organism in Eukaryota, Metazoa, Chordata, Actinopteri, Cypriniformes, Cobitidae.
CUGCAAGUGUGCGCAUGUACAUUCACAAAGGCUGUGUGAAAAAUAUCCACCUGACAGAGAGAUAGGAAUACUGAAGAGAAGAAGAUAAAGAGGAUGGCGAUGUUGAUGAUGCUGUGCUUAAGCAUUGGCUGGUCCACGGCGUUCACAGAGGGCACGUAUACUGGAUCCCAUCACUGCUUGUUUAAUGGAACGACUCGUUAUUACAUAUGCCUGGGCAGCAAGAUCCAUGAGAUGCCAGCGAAUAUAUCGAAAAAUACAACAUUUGUCAGGGAGAUCAAGCUUACUCAGAUCAGCGUGUUUCGACGAGACGCCCUCUCUGAACUACACGAGCUGAAGAGAAUAGUGGUGUCAGAAAAUGGUGCCCUUGAACGAAUUCAAGACUUUGCCUUUUCUUACCUCACAGAGCUACAAGAAAUAACUAUUACAAAAUCGAAAAAUCUCGUCAUUCACAAAGAUGCUUUUUGGAGACUUCCGAAGCUACGUUAUCUGACUAUAUCAAACACUGGGCUUAAAACCCUACCUGAUUUCUCCAAAAUCAACUCUGCUGCUCCUGAAUUUCUGUUUGAUCUACAAGAUAACAUGCACAUUGAGAGGAUUCCCAGUAAUGCCUUCCUAGGACUAACCAACGCUACCAUAACUGAACUGAGAUUAACAAAGAAUGGGAUACGCGAAAUUGACCGCUAUGCAUUCAAUGGUACCAGAAUUGAAAAACUCUUUCUCAUGGGAAACCAGCAGCUGAGUCGUAUCCACAGUUACGCUUUUAUAGGAGCUGAAGGCCCCAUCGUUCUGGACAUCUCUCGUACUUCCGUCCACACCCUGCCAGAGAGCAUGCUGAGGUCCCUAAAGCUCCUGACAGCCGUCUCUGUCUACUCUCUGAGGAAGCUUCCCAGUCUGGAGCUGUUUUCUGAGCUCACACAGGCCAAUCUGACCUACCCCAGCCACUGCUGUGCCUUCAAAAACUUCAAAAAGCACAAGUCUGUAAAGAAUCAGAUGUGCGACGAUCCAGGUGCUCUCCGACUGGAGCCGUAUUUUUACGAAGACUACUGUAAAGAUGUCGUAGAGGUGACCUGCUACCCCAAACCGGAUGCCUUCAACCCCUGCGAGGACAUCAUGGGAUUUACCUUCCUACGUGUUCUGAUCUGGUUGAUCAGCGUGCUGGCCAUCUUGGGCAAUUGCGCCGUUCUUGUGGUGCUCCUCACCAGCCGCUACAAACUGACCGUUCCCAGGUUUCUAAUGUGCCACCUGGCUUUCGCAGACCUCUGCAUGGGCGCAUACCUGUUGCUCAUCGCUGCCGUGGACAUUCACACGCAGUCUCGCUAUUACAACUAUGGUAUUGACUGGCAGAUGGGAGCAGGGUGCCACGUGGCGGGAUUUCUCACGGUGUUCUCCAGCGAGCUGUCCGUCUACACGCUGACCGCCAUCACUUUGGAGCGCUGGCACACCAUCACUUAUGCCAUGCAGCUGGAGCGCCAACUGCAUCUGCGUCACGCAUGCGCAAUAAUGGCGGCAGGCUGGAUUUUCGCCCUGCUGACCGCUCUGAUGCCCAUGUUGGGAGUAAGCAGCUACAGGAAGACCAGCAUCUGCCUGCCUAUGGACGUGGAGACGGGUCUUUCCCAGGGUUUCGUGGUCCUGUUGCUCAUUCUCAACGUGGCCGCUUUUCUGAUAGUGUGCGUAUGUUAUCUGCGAAUCUACCUGACGGUACGCAAUCCAGCUUUUGUUCCGGCCAACGCCGACAUGCGUAUAGCCAAGCGGAUGGCCGUGCUCAUCUUCACAGAUUUCCUGUGCAUGGCACCCAUCUCCUUUUUCGCCAUCUCUGCAGCCUUGAAACUACCACUAAUAACCGUCUCUCACGCCAAAGUCUUGCUGGUGCUAUUUUACCCCAUCAAUUCCUGCUCUAAUCCGUUUCUGUACGCAUUCUUCACAAAAACCUUCAAGAGGGAUUUCUUCAUUCUUACCAGCAGGUUCGGAUGCUUUAAAACCCGCGCCCACAUCUACCGCACAGAGAUCUCUUCGGGUCAAAACGGAGCUGCUGUGCCUUCGCCGAAAACUAGUGAUGGUACGCUGUAUUCUCUGGUGCAGAUCGCCCAAGUGCAUUAAUAUUGGAUCUUUCCACCAUAAGUCAACUGAAAAUAUACGCUGAUAUGCGAAAAUGAGGAAAAAUAAGAAAUAUAGUAAAUCAUGCUUUGGACAAAGUUUGGUUGAUAUGAGAUUCUGAAAGGAUUGUCCUAAAGGUGAAUUGGGGUACAUGCAUCUUGGCCUGAUGUAAAUAAUAUUGUGAAAUUAUCCUGCUUGACUUUUAACAGAUUCAGAUCUUAAAGUAAUUACACCAUUCACAAGAUGCUGCUUGAUUGACUUUUAACAGGGUCUAUAUGUAUUACUGUAAAAAAUACUUUAUUUUACUACAAAUUCUGUACAUCAUCUAAUUUUUCAACAUGUAGUAUUUAGAUUUUUUAUGAUUUUAUACACACUGCAUAGUGGUAAAUUGUACAAUAUUUGCUUUUAAUACAUGAAGCGUAUGGUACAAAAUGGACAAAACACUAAACCUUAAGGUAUUUCUUGGACAAAAUAAUAUGCCAAAAAAACAACCACAGCAUAUUUGGAAAUCUGGGUUUAGUCACAAUAAAACGGUGAUAGUAGUCUUAUUUCCACCAUGGUGAUGUAGGCCUAUAUCCGAGUGAAUCGGCUUAUAAAAUGAAAAAAGGUAGGGCUGGAUCUUUUCCCAGGCCACGCCCACCUGCCAUACCAUAGAACUGGAAGUAAACCCUACUGAAAAACCCAGCUAAGACCAACAUAAGCUGGUUUUAGCUGAUCUCCCAGCUUGGUUUUAGUGGUAUUGCAAGAUGGUCUGUGUUUUUGGUCACUUUUUAAGCUGCUCUAGCUGGACUUAGCUGGUCAGGCUGGAAGGCCAGCUGACCCACCAGCAUGACCAGCUAUGCCAUACUGGGAGGACCAGCUUAAACCAGCUAAUGCCACCUUAAACCAGCAAAAACCAGCUACCAGCUUAUGCUGGUCUCAGCUGGAUUUUUCAGCAGGGAGCAGAGAUCGUGUCAAGGAGAUGUGCGGUUUUGAUUAAAGGGACAUUCCACUUUUUUGGAAAAUAUGCUCAUUUUCCAGCUCCCCUAGAGUUAAACAUUUGAAUCUUAUCGUUUUGGAAUCCAUUCAGCUGAUUUCCGGGUCUGGCGCUAGCACUUUUAGCAUAGCUUAGCAUAAUCCAUUGAAUCUGAUUAGACCAUUAGCAUCUGACAGAAAGCUGCAGCAGGCAUAGUGAUAUUACGCAGUGCCUGAAAAUAGUCCCCUGCUAUUGAAAGUAACCAAGGGGACUAUUUUCGGGCAGUGUGUAAUAUCACUAUGCCUGCUGCAGCCAGGUUACAUCAGCAAAGUCAUUGAUUAUUAUGCCAGUUUGAGAGUAUAUUACUUAGCAUAUCUGCCUAGAAAUUCGUAACUUUUAAUUUUUUGUCGGUCUUAGUACACGAUGGAACUACAGAAGAGUCAAGUUUUAAAUACGAAAAUUAUUGAAACACUUUGGGGGUUUUUUAGCGCGAUGCUAAUGGUCUAAUCAGAUUCAAUGGCUUGUGCUAAGCUAUGCUAAAAGUG